AUGCCUCCCAAGAAAGCCGCCCGCCCAGCGCAAGAAAACAUCUCUCUCGGCCCUCAGGUCAGAGAUGGUGAGUUGGUCUUCGGUGUCGCCCGUAUCUUCGCCUCGUUCAAUGAUACCUUCGUCCAUGUCACCGAUCUUAGUGGCCGCGAAACCAUCACUCGUGUCACCGGCGGCAUGAAGGUCAAGGCCGACCGUGACGAGUCGUCCCCCUACGCUGCUAUGUUGGCUGCUCAAGACGUGGCUACCCGCUGCAAGGAGCUGGGCAUCAACGCUCUCCACAUCAAGAUCCGUGCCACUGGAGGUAAUGGUACCAAGACCCCAGGUCCAGGUGCGCAGUCCGCUCUCCGCGCUCUCGCCCGUUCCGGGAUGAAGAUAGGCAGAAUCGAGGACGUCACCCCCACCCCAUCGGACUGCACCCGUCGCAAGGGAGGUCGCCGCGGUCGUCGUCUGUAG
Molecule: messenger RNA, 453 nt
Organism: Drepanopeziza brunnea f. sp. 'multigermtubi' MB_m1
Lineage: Eukaryota; Fungi; Ascomycota; Leotiomycetes; Helotiales; Drepanopezizaceae
Product: 40S ribosomal protein uS11
Biological process (GO): ribosomal small subunit assembly; translation
Cellular component (GO): ribosome; cytosolic small ribosomal subunit
Molecular function (GO): structural constituent of ribosome
Source: RefSeq, a predicted model, not a curated record